Messenger RNA from Ogataea philodendri, 1491 nucleotides. RefSeq lists its product as uncharacterized. The record is from RefSeq and is a predicted model, not a curated record. Gene Ontology annotation, cellular component: mitochondrial matrix; cytoplasm. Bases 1 to 1491 code for a protein of 496 amino acids. Lineage: Eukaryota; Fungi; Ascomycota; Pichiomycetes; Pichiales; Pichiaceae. The transcript has a single exon. Gene Ontology annotation, biological process: tRNA N1-guanine methylation; mitochondrial tRNA methylation.
AUGUUCAAGGUCUGGAGAAUCUCGAACAUUCAUAACUCCACGAAUCACAAACUUUUGAAGAAUAUUCGAAAUAUGACGUAUAAGGGCUUUAUAUCACCAGAAAAGGUUGUUGCACCCGUGAAUCGAAACCCCAAAUCCCUGGACAGAGAUUCUUUCACAUCGUCAUUUGAUGUCUGGACAGUUCUUUUCCCGGAGGUUGCCCAGAUGGGAAAAUUUGUGAAGCAAUUCAAGAAAGAUACUGUUCAGAUAAAUCGACUCCCUUUUCUGUUCAAGCUUACAGAAUCGGAGCACAAUCUAACACAACUGCCCCAGAACCCUCAAUUCAAAGCAAUAGCUUUGAAUUACAAAAUACAGGCAUUUGAAGAUAUUGAUAGAAUUCUGUCGCCGCCUGCUCUAGAAUUUAUCAAAGAAAACGGUGGACAAUUCUACAAACAUAGAUUUGAACUUGGCUAUGACUUCUGGAAGCCUGAGGAAAUCCUCCAAAGCGUUCUCCCAGAAAAUCUUCUAAGUGAGGCUCCAAGCUCAUUUACUAAGACAGGGCACAUUGCUCAUCUCAAUUUGAGAGAUGAAUAUAAGCCUUAUGACAAUAUCAUCGGUCAAGUGAUUCUUGACAAGAAUCCAUGUAUAAAAACGGUGGUGGAUAAAAUGCAAUCAAUUGAUACCCAGUUCAGGACAUUCCAAAUGAGAGUCAUUGCUGGAGAGAACAACUUACAAGUCGAGCACAGAGAGGGCGGUUGCGUAUUCAACUUUGAUUUUAGCAAGGUUUAUUGGAACUCCAGAUUAUCGACAGAGCAUAGCCGGCUGGUGAACCUAUUUAAAGCAGACGAAGCCAUUUGUGAUGUCAUGGCUGGCGUUGGUCCUUUUGCAAUUCCACAAGCUAAAAAGAACUCGAUUGUAUUCGCCAACGAUCUCAACCCUGAAGGCUACAAGUAUCUGACUUCCAAUGUCAAAAAGAACAAGGUCGAGAAGUUUGUUACUUGUUUCAACAAAGAUGGCCGGCAGUUAAUCAAAGAAUCACCUAGACUACUCUUGGACUAUGCUAGGAGGGAGGAUCACAUUGAAGUUAUGACAGUGAACCACAAGGGCGCCAAAAAGCAUAGAAUUGAUAAAAUCAACAUUCCUUACUUUUUCUCGCACUACAUUAUGAAUUUGCCUGACUCCGCAAUGACAUUCGUCAACUCAUACAUUGGUCUGUAUACAAACUUUGAGCCCGAACUUUCCAAAGAUGAGGUGAAGCAGCUGGCCGGUUACAAACUUCCGACUAUCCAUGUCCACCAUUUUGAAAAAUUCUCAAGCACGGAACAGCCAGCUCCUUCAGAUGAAGAAUUAAAGCAUCGAGCACAUUUGAAAGUCGUCUCUCAGCUGGAAUAUGAUAUACCUUACGAAGAUCUUUCGUUCCAUUACGUGCGUUUGGUUGCACCGACAAAACCUAUGUUCUGCAUCUCUUUCACUCUUCCAGAAGAAGUUGCUUUUAGAAAGAAGCAAACAUAA